AUGCCUCCCGUCAAGAAACGAGUUUCUGGUGUUGGAGCUGCAGUUAAACCGCCGACAAAACGUGGGAGAAAACCAAAAGUUGUUAAUCCAUUACCAGAACAGGAUCCGGAGCCAGAUCAAAACGAUGGUGGAGAUUGUAUCGAACCAACUGAAGAGCAGAAAAUGCCAGCUCCUGUAAAACGUGGAUGUCCUCCUGCAAAGAAAAAUGCAGCUGAUGAUUUGAAAGACCCAACUGUUGAUGACAAAAUGGAAGAAAAUGGGGAGAGAAUUAAUGAAGAGAAAGUCGUAACUCCUGCGAAAAAGAAAGCCCCUAAAGGAAAAAAAGCGGUUCCACUUAAGAGCAACGCGAAAAAAGGUGAGUUAAAGGGUCCCAAAAAAGUUUCUUCAGCCAAAAAAGCCCCUCUUAAAAAGAGCAAGAGGCUUUUGGCCGCUGCUAAUGAAAAUAAUGAUGCGGCAGAAGACCAAAUUGUUUCAGACGCAGAAGUCAAAAAUGAUGAUGGGCAUGAUCAACAGCUUGUCUCGACAGAGAAUCAUCCAGAAGAACAGAUUAUCUCACCAGAAGAAGAACAAGUUUCGCAACCAACACAGGAUCAAAUCCACUCGCCGGAAAAGCCGGCUGAAAGUGGUGAUACUGAAGCUCCACCGCCAAAAAAACGCGGGCGAAAGCGUAAAGAUGACGGAGCACCGGCAGUUCCACCCGCCAUAAGAAAUAAGAAAUCCACUAAAAGAAAGUAA
Messenger RNA from Caenorhabditis bovis, 735 nucleotides. The record is from the annotation of a GenBank genome assembly. Lineage: Eukaryota; Metazoa; Nematoda; Chromadorea; Rhabditida; Rhabditidae.